CGUAUAUUUGAAAAUAAUUUUUAUUGGUAAUGAAUAACUGCUAAUGUUUCACGCGUUGCAUGUAACUUUUGCUAACUUCAAGUCUGUAUCAUGCUUAAUAUUACCUAGCCUUUCUUUGUGUGCCAUAUAUUAUGUGAUUUAUACCAUUAAAAGUUCAAGUACAGGUUGCGUGUACGAUGUUUUUUUCGCUGUAUAUUUUAUAAUAAAUUCAUUCAUGACUGAAUUUCGAUGUACAUCGAGAAUCAAGACAGUAUUUGUAUUAAAAUUUGCGAAAUAACUCAUAUAACAUUGUUUUAAUGAUAUUGCGGCAAAUAUAACCAAUAAGUGUAAACAUAAUUACAAGUCUUAAUUUUUUAAAACUGUCAAUUUUUACAUAAAAAAUACGUCAUGGAUGAAGUCAUGGAUUUCGAUAAGUAUUACGAUUUAAAAAAAGAUGGAUCGUACGUUAUACAUUUUCCUAAUAAUAAAGGAUUUAGUAAGACGGCACUCUCAGAAAUGUUUUCUGCUUAUGGUAAAGUUUUGGCUAUAGAUAAUCGUGGUCAACGCCAAGGAUUAUGUUUUAUAAAGUAUGAAAACCUUGAGGAUGUUAAACGUUGCAUCAAUGGUUUUAAAGAUCAUCAAUAUAUCAAGAUUUUAGCACAUAAACAUAAAACAAAAAUAGGUAAUACAAAAACAAAAUCACAGAAUUACAGAAGAAAUGAAUCUAAAGAUUAUUCAAAGAAUCAAUACCAAAAUAACUCUCAACUUGAUAUUAAUAUGUUGAAAUCAACAAAGAACACGACUACAUUUAAUGAAAGUAUAAAAGACAAUGAAGAUUUCUCUGAUGCUAGUUUGAGCAGUUCAGUGAAGACAAUUGAUGGUGAUAUAUGUUCCAUAAAUAAACCAUCUUUAAAACAUCUUCAUUUAAAACACUUACGAAGAAGUGUAUUAAACAAAUCUUCACAUUCUCAAGAAUUUAGUACAGACCAUUCAAAAGAGCUUGAACAAUUAGGUGACAUAGAUGAAAUUCCAGCUUUAAUUUCUGCAGAACAAAGUCAUAGAAUUGCUAAGAAAAAGUUUUCUGUAUCAUCGCCUAUGGUUAUUGUGGCACAGGAAGUGAUUGUAGCCAACAUUCAUCAUAGUUUGAGUAUACAUUAUAUACUACAUCUUUUUGAAAAAUAUAACCCAAUAGCUGUGUCCUUGAUGAUGACGAUACCAAAAUCAGGAAUUAGAUAUUGUCAUGUUUACUACAAAACAUCAGAGGAUGCCUCUGCCACUGUGGAAGAAUUUGAUAAAUGUCUGUUGCGUGGAAAGAAUCUCAUGGUUUUAACAUCGCAGAAAUUAAUGCAAGAAGUGUCUUUAUUAUAACUGUUUUAUUAUAACAGCUAUUUUAAGUUUCAUUUACUCUAAAGUACAUAUUUUUUACUAAUGUUUUAAUUUCU
Messenger RNA from Megachile rotundata (alfalfa leafcutting bee), 1421 nucleotides. RefSeq lists its product as uncharacterized. The record is from RefSeq and is a predicted model, not a curated record. Lineage: Eukaryota; Metazoa; Arthropoda; Insecta; Hymenoptera; Megachilidae. Gene Ontology annotation, molecular function: RNA binding.